Molecule: messenger RNA, 669 nt
Organism: Aspergillus fumigatus Af293
Lineage: Eukaryota; Fungi; Ascomycota; Eurotiomycetes; Eurotiales; Aspergillaceae
Product: DUF202 domain-containing protein
Source: RefSeq, a predicted model, not a curated record
AUGGCAAACCCUUCUGCCGAGCAUGCGCCUCCCGCUGAGCCCUUCUCCCUUUCCGACACUCACCAAUCCAGAUUGCAGUCGCCGACCGAAAGUGAGACAUCGCGACCGUUUGGCCCUGGCAUAGAGAGGGAAGAUUUGUUCGAACUCCAACAGAUUCCGACUCAGGAUGACCAGCUGGAUGAUCUGUCAUCGGGAUCGAUAUCUUCGGCGGAAUACCGAGUCACUACUCGUCGCACGGUAUCCCGGAGUAGCUGCUCCAGUCGGCAGCCACGCAAGGGGGUUGUGGGCAACAUUCAACGGUUCUGGGCAAAUAACGUCUGUUUGACGGUGCCACAAAAGAGCAACCGUGACCAUUUUGCGCUGGAACGAACAUUCUUGGCGUAUAUCCGUACCUCGAUCGCCGUUGCCAUGCAGGGUGUGUUCAUCGCUCAGCUGUUCUGUCUGCAGAGCAAGACCGCUGACCAUGCUCGCCUGGGUUACUAUAGACUUGGGAUACCUCUUGCGGUCACCUGUCAUGUGGUUGCCAUCCUAGUCGCUUUUAUGGGAGCGCAUCGGUUCUGGAGACAGCAGAGCGCUGUCGCACAUGGGAAGGUCUAUGCAGGGGGCUGGGAGCUAAACUGGAUAGGGGCCUUUAUUGGUCUGGUAGGUAUGCUUCCUUCUUUCAAGUGA